This is a messenger RNA of Strongylocentrotus purpuratus (purple sea urchin), 2361 nucleotides long. Its product is annotated as mucin-5AC-like. The record is from RefSeq and is a predicted model, not a curated record. The transcript has 3 exons. Bases 1 to 2361 code for a protein of 786 amino acids. NCBI's taxonomy places the organism in Eukaryota, Metazoa, Echinodermata, Echinoidea, Camarodonta, Strongylocentrotidae.
AUGUCCACAGAUGAGGGUAGUUCUGCGACGGCGCUUGUAACACAGGAUACCGAAGGCACCCAACCUACCUUCCAGUCUUUAACAACAGAAAGAGACAUUACAGUACAAGGUGUCACGACCCGUGAUGUUAAGGUCUCUAUGUCUACGUACCUCAUAUCAACUCCCGCCCUUCAGACAUUGAGCGAUUCUCCUGCCACAGAGGAGCUCACGAAUGGAAACACAGAGGGCAUGACAUCGUCAGCAGAUGGAACACUUGGGACUUCAUAUGUGACAAUCACUGAUGAAUCGACGAGCGAUGUCUACACCGCAAAUACAGCGACAGCAACGAUGUCUUCUAGGACCACGCAAGAUGUGCCCACAGACACAGAACCCGGUUCAGAUUCACCGGGCACACCUUUAGAUGUCAGCGAAAUUAUCACCAUUUCUCUUCCUUUGACUACAGACAUGGAAACUCCAACAUGGACACCAAUGUCCGCACCCUCUACAACUGAUAUACCAACAACUAAUGAAGAUGUCGAGCCGCUUGUGACUGCCAUGAUCACUGAUUAUGUUACAACGGAAUCUGAUGUUCCAAUGACAGUAUCGGUAACAGAGGUUAUCACUAUCAUGGUGUCUAAUAUUGAGGAGUUUACUACGAGCAACUCAGAUAUUACAGCUGUUGCAGAAUUGAGUACAGAAUCAAGUGUUGUUACUGGAGAGGUUUCAACCCAACUUACAUCUCUUAAAACAUCUGCUACGACUCUUGCCACUUUGGGACCUACUCAAACCAUCAAAGAUACGGAAGGAGAAAGUACAGAAACAGUAACUGUCCAAGGUGAAACCACAGAGUUAUCAACAACUGAUGAAACACAAUUAUCAACGGAUAAAUCGAGCAUGACUACUGGCGUAACAGAAGCAACGAGUAGUACGUCUGUCACUUCUGAAUCAUUCCCAACUAUGACUACAACCACCUUAGGGGACUCGCAUUCAUCAAUAGAUACCAUGACAUCUACCGGAUCCGAUUCCUUGACUUCCACAGAAGAUAACACGACUGGUGUUAUGAUUACCGAGGUCACGAUCGAAGGAACCGUAGCGUCAACCACUUCCUCAACCACCAUAAUCACAACACUCGACCUCGAAGAAACAACACAGCCGACAUCGGAAUGGAGUCCUACUACCGAUGGCUUCACGCCAAGUAUCACUUCAACUUACAAGACGACCCUCUCAACGGAAGAAGGACCAGAUUACCAAAGUACAACAAAUGAAGCCGCUAGUACUCAAAGUGAUACAACAACAAUAUCUACAGAAGGAUCGGAUUAUCCAAAGGCUACAACAACUGAAGCUACUAGUACUCAAAGUGAUACAACUACACUAUCUACAGAAGGAUCGGACUAUCCAAAGGAUACAACAACUGAAGCCACUAGUACUCAAAGUGAUGCGUCUUCUACCACCGUUCCGCGAUCACAUGAACCGACUGAAACCCAGGUCACCCAAUCCAUCAAAACGACAACCGAGGACACUGUCACACAUGCAGCUACAACUCUGAUGUCAGGACAUGAAACUACAGAUCACGCAGAAUUCCCUACAGCAUCGGUCAAGAUAUCGUCGACGUCACCAUCAUUGUCCACGUCACCAGUAGAAACAACAAAGUCGCAGACAUCAACUACCACUAGGGACGAAGACGAUGACCCGAGCACGCCUUCUGGAACAGCUGAAGGUCCAACCGUCAUCACUUCGAGGUUAGGGACCUCAAGGUCGUUUUCAACGACUAACACGUCAUCCACGACUACGGGGGAAAGACAAGCCUCGUCCGACAGUGUCGUGCUGAUAGUACUGUCGUCAAUAGCUGCCAUGAUCUUCUUCUUAGUCUUCUGCCUGGUCAUCUUUGGGUGUUGCAUCGCCAGGAAAUGGCGGGAAAGAAACUCCUAUCCGGAGGAUGAUCAAAUGCCACUAAGAUCCCUGCAAACAUAUUCCCGACAGAGUAAUCGAGGAAGGAAAUACGGCCAACAUUAUUUGGAAAACAACAAGCCGAGUUUCGCCCAUCGCUUAAAUCCAUUCCAGUCGACCAAACUCGACAACGAAUACGACAUUCACGACGAUUCCUCUCUCUACAUCCCGCCAUCGACCACGCUUUCGAUAAUCAACGACUACUUUGAACAAAUGCACGGUGUCUCCAACGACAGCCUCGAACCCGAUACUAAUGAAAAUGAUCUACGGUAUUUUAAUGAACCGCACGAUAAGGAAAAGGAUUUCGAAAGCGAGAGUUUUGAGAUGGGGUUUUUCCCGGAUACCGAGUACUGGAUGCCGUCGAGUGCCAGUGAAUUAGCGGAUACUCCGUAUUAUAUCACCGAUGAUGCACCUUUACCGGUUACUCAUGUCUAG